Messenger RNA from Acaulospora colombiana, 1177 nucleotides. Lineage: Eukaryota; Fungi; Glomeromycota; Glomeromycetes; Diversisporales; Acaulosporaceae. The record is from the annotation of a GenBank genome assembly.
AUGAACGUGAUUCUGAUUGAUGCUCGCCAUAGCGGCCGUGCUACUAGCUUAUCUCUUCAACCGCUCAAUGUCAUCGCCAUAGAGGAUCAUUCUCGAGAACGACUCGCUAAGCGUUCGAGACGGAACUUUCCGCGUCUUGCCAGCCAAACCCCCCAAUUGCCCCUCUCUCUCCUCCUCUACAAUUAUUGGUUUCUAUUCCAUAUUAUUUCGGAUCAUCUACUGUACGGUAUCAUGGAGGUUUCACCCCAGGCCUUUUCCAAGUUGGCGCCUCAGCAUGCGUUAGCCCGUCCCCGGAACUCCACCAGCGUGUUGCAGAGCGUCACCAAUAAAACCAAGGCAGUUUCUACGACUGUAUAUACACCACCACUCGAUACGAGUACUCUUGCGGCGCAUGAUUUCGACGUUGACGUGCGUAGCGGCUUUAUGCCACCCGAGCCCCCCAUCGAUCGCCUGCCGCCCGAAUGGGCAGUUUGGGAAGAAAUUUUGGACGAUGCAGUCCAAUCUAGUCCUCGUCUAAAGGUUGGCGACUACGCCGACAUAUCAGCCGAGGAGACGGAACGAAGCGGACGAUGGCGAGAUUCCGUCCAAGACCCACCCAGCCUCAAUCCUAUCAUUAUCCCCUCUGUUCUCGCUACUCCUCUUCUUGCGGUAUCCAAGGAACUCGUGCUACCGCCUGUCCUCACAUACUCGGACACGGUCCUCUACAACUGGCGAUAUGCCAACGAGAAUUCUCGCGAGCUCAAGAGCGUUACCUUAUUUACCGGAACCAGAGACGAGGAACACUUCUUCCUCACGUCAGCCUACAUUGAGUUGGCCGGAGUCGAGGCCCUCUCGCUCAUGCAACGCUGCUAUGACGAAGCGUUCGUAGCAGAUUCCAUCGCCCUUCGUCGUAUCGCGUCAUACCUCAAGAAACUUGCAGGGGUCAUCAACAGACUUACCGCCAUCCUGGAUGCCGUCAGGGACGAGUGUGAUCCCAGGGUCUUCUAUCACGAAGUCCGACCCUGGUUCCGCGGAGAGGACAGCGGCAAGCGACGGUGGAUCUUCCUCAACGAAGACGGAGACGAGGUCGAUUUCGGAGAUCACCGAGAGUUGUCAGGUCCCAGUGCGGGCCAGAGCUCUCUUAUUCAUGCCCUCGAUAUCUUUUUAGGUGUGGACCAUACACCCCGCAGACCUGCUG